Alternaria alternata is the source of this 4239-nucleotide messenger RNA. RefSeq lists its product as hypothetical. The record is from RefSeq and is a predicted model, not a curated record. Gene Ontology annotation, molecular function: protein binding. The transcript has 2 exons. The coding region runs from base 187 to 4059 and encodes 1290 amino acids. NCBI's taxonomy places the organism in Eukaryota, Fungi, Ascomycota, Dothideomycetes, Pleosporales, Pleosporaceae.
AUCCGACUGGGCUUGGGGCAAUAACACAAGGUUUCCUAACCACCCUCGAAAUUCCCCACCACACGCAUUCCUUACACCCGUAAAGCGCGUUUGUUUGACGGUCAUCGUCAAAUGAACCUGCACCGACGCGUAGGGAUCUCGAGAAUAUCUCACCCUUUCCAUCUGGAGGGCUCCUCAAAUUCCUAAAUGGUGUUUAAGAGUUUCCAUCUCGCGCGCCAGAGUCUUGCCAAGGGCUUUACUCACGGUUAUGCUCAAUCAGUAGUUGCUGGUGUUAGCCAGAACAAUCCCCUCGCCUCCCUUCAACACGACCGCUUCCGCAAAGGACUCAAAAAUCAACAUGCCUUUACCUCCACAUCGUCUACCACGAGCGCGCUCAAGGCGCUCGCCGCCGGACAACACGACCACCAGGACUCGGGUCUAGCCGCAUACUACACAGCAUGGCAGAAACACCAGCAAAAGACCGAGGACAAGGAGUGGUCGCAGUUCCAGUUCCGCAAGCUCAUCGAAUGGGACCCGACCUCCUCCAAGGCCGCAGCUGAGGCCAAGGAGAGCAGUGUUGCGAUUGAAGAAGUGGCAGAACCGGUUCCGGUUCAUGCCGGUGUCAACCGCGCAUACAGUACCAGCCAAGUGGAGGAUUUCAAAAAGGCUGUUGGUGGUGAAGAGGCGGAGAGAAUUGCGCUGGCACAAGUGGAUGAGGCCAUCGCACAAGAGGUGGCAAGACACAAGGCCGAUAACGAAGUUGUGCAGGCCAUUCAGGAAGAACUAUCGCCGAUUGAAGAGUCACGGUCAGAGUCUCCCGCAACCGUCGCGGACACUCUUGUGAAUUCGACGAUUUUGAGCCGUACCGAAUCAACCAUCGCCACCAGCCCGAUUGAAGCGCAUGAUGAGUACACCGUACAACUGCAGAAGCUGGCCAUCAACCGUAAUUAUGCCGAAGUACCCGCUGUCUUCGAGGCUAUGCUUCGCUCAGAUGUCAAGCCAUCAGCCACUGCAUACAACGCUUUGCUAUCCGCUGCGAUCCACCUUCCCCGUGCUCAGCAUCAGGUGGUCCCCAAGGCUUUGGACGUCUACUCGGACAUGCUGCGCCGACGGGUUGUUCCUGACACCGCUACUUACACCACUCUGAUUGAACUCCUUUCCGUUCGUUCUCUGGAAGUUGUGUCUCAGAGGCAGAGCUUUGAGGACAGGCGACUACGAUAUGGUGGUAUGGAAGAGGAGGGCAGCUUCAUGCUCCAAUCUCACGAGACCGAUUAUGCUAUCUUGGCCGAAGAUGGGUCGCUCUCAGUCGCUAUCAAGCUGUUCGAUGCCGCUGUCCAUGUAGAGGCAAACCGAACGUUCUCUGAGAAGACCUACCGAUUGCUCGUCACCGCUUGCGCGGAAAGUGAUCGUGUAGAGGACAUGGUUCGGAUCUACUCCCACAUGGAAUCUCACAGCGUAACCCCGGCCGCCGACAUGUUUGUUCCAAUGAUCCAGGCUUUUGGUAAAUCUGGUGAUCUGAAGAGUGCAGUCGAGUGCUACGACGAAUACAAGGCCCUGGCAAUCUCAAACGACAAUGGUGAGAUUGAAAUCACUAGGAAGGACAACGACGUUUACGCAGCUCUUGUGAAGGCUUACACUGUCUGUGGCCGCGCUGAGGGAGCUGAGAAGUUCCUGUCCAAGAUCGAGAGUGCACUUUCUUCUCCAGAAGAUGUCACCUCUGUUCGCGACAUUGUUGGCCUCAAGGGUUUCCUUCCUGAAUGGUUAAAGAACGGUUCUUUCGAUCAGGCCUAUGUACAUGCAGUCGAGCACCUCAGCCCGCAAGCCCGCCAGAUCGCUAUGGCUGCUAUCUGCAUCAAGGCUGCUGAUCGCGAUUCAGUCGAGAUUGCUACUCAGGCUUUCGACGAUCUUGAAGCCGAGGUCGACCUGUCACGACCAGCCAUGGCGAUGGGUGCAAUGCACAUUCGCACUGGAAACAUUGAAGCUGCAGAGGUGUUCUGGAGAAUGCUCGAGCUCUCUCCUACCAAGGCUGACUUCAUUGAGCCUACUGCCAUGCACAGCAUCGCGUUGAUCGGCAGUGGACAUGCGGAGCGUGGUCUCCGUCAAGGUCGUCAAAUGUUCGCUCGCAUACGGGACUCUCAGUCUGGCUCUACACAAGCUAAGAUGGAGAUCGUAGAGCACAUUGACGAGGCUAUCGAGGUUAUGGGUCAGUUCAUGAUGAAGCGUGGUAUCUUCCUCCCGCCGCGGGCUAGCAUGGAACUGAUGUGGACGAUGAUUGAAAACGGCGGCCUAGUCACCCCAGUUGCUCACCACCUACUUGCUGGAAUGGGACCUGAGGCCGUUGUUCAACUCAACUUCGACGACAUCACGCUCCUAAUGCAAGUUCAAUCUGGAAUUCUACUCCAGGAGGCCGAAGUCGAUGUUGCUCACGUUGCACGAUUUGCCCAUCUUCUCGAAGUCAUCGCUGCAACUGGCACGCCGGUCAACAAAACCACUUCUGGUCUUGUUGAACAAGUGCUUACCAAGCUCGACAGGGGCGAUCUCCAGCAUCGAUGGUACGCCUACAAGCAUCCCGCUCCGGAUGCCUUGUACUCCCCAGCACCUUUCGCUGCCUAUCCUGUUCAAGCCCCGAUUGCCCCUGCAGCUCCCACUUUCGAGGAUCAAUAUGACCCUUACGCUGCAUCCACCGACAACAAGGGCUCCGUUGCCAUCACUGAACUACUGGAGAAGACCCAUGGACGAUCAUCGUCUCACCUCAACGAGGCUUUGAUGAAGUUCAGGAACAUGCGCCGAGCUGGCCGCCACCCUCGGUUCUUCACAUAUGCUAAGCUCAUCACUGCCGCUGCUAAAGAAGACCGCCUGACUCUGGCUCAUGAUAUCCUAAACCUUGCCAAACAGGAUGUCCCUCUCCUGCCUCAGUACCGCAUUGUGCGAUACGGCUGGGUUACCAUCUUGGACGCUAUGGUCGCUGCUUGCCUUACUUGCAACCAGCGUGAUCUCGCAGGGAGAUACCACCAGGAUCUGCUUGAGAUGGGUGCCGCCCCGACUGCCAACACCUUUGGUCUCUACAUCACUACGCUCAAGGAGUCCACUAAGACUUUCGAUGAGGCGACCGAGGCAGUCAAAAUCUUCCUUCGUGCUAAGUCUGAGGGUGUUGAGCCUUCUUCCUUCUUGUACAAUGCUCUCAUUGGCAAACUCGGAAAGGCACGACGCAUCGACGACUGCCUCUUCUAUUUCUCAGAGAUGCGCAACCUCGGCAUCCGCCCUACUUCUGUUACCUACGGCACCAUUGUCAACGCUCUUUGCCGUGUCAGUGACGAGAAGUUCGCUGAGGAAUUGUUUGAAGAGAUGGAGAGCAUGCCCAACUACAAGCCCCGUCCUGCUCCUUACCACAGCAUGAUGCAGUUCUUCUUGACGACCAAGCGUGAUCGCAGCAAGGUCCUCAGCUAUUACGAGCGUAUGCGUGCUAAGCGCAUCGAGCCUACCACCCACACGUACAAGCUUCUCAUUGAUACCUACGCUACGCUUGAGCCUGUCGAUAUGGAGGCUGCCGAGAAGGUUCUUGAGCAAGUCAAGGCCGCCGGUGCUGUCCCAGAAGCUGUCCACUAUUCCUCGUUGAUACAUGCCAAGGGUUGCGUCAUGCACGACAUGGAGGGUGCCCGUCGUCUUUUCGACACUGUCCUUGCCGACAGCCGUGUUCGUCCUCAGGCCUGCCUCUACCAAGCACUCUUCGAGGCCAUGGUUGCCAACCAUCAGAUUGCUAAUACUGAGGAUGUUCUCCGCGACAUGCGUGCUCGUGGCGUUGAGAUGACUCCUUACAUUGCCAACUCUCUCAUCCAUGGAUGGGCUCUUGCUCACAAUAUAGAGAAGGCUAAGACCAUCUACGAAUCUGUCUCCGAGAGCAGGCGUGAGCCCAGCACUUACGAGGCCAUGACUCGUGCCUACAUGGCCGUCGAGGACCGCGCAGCUGCUAUGACAGUUGUCAACGAGGGUCUGUCUCGUGGCUACCCUGCUGCCGUCGCUGGCAAGAUCCUCGAGCUUGUUGGUGGUGGUCGUGCACCCGCUACUGAGGUCGCUGCUUGAGCGAUCAACCUCAGCUUCUCUUCUAUUCUCAGAUUUACUGCCUUUUGGCAUUUCGAUCGUACACUUUUUUACUCGAUUUACUGCGACGGCCGAACAAAAAGAAUUUCUCAAAACAGCCCCCGCGCCGCCUGGAGGGUAAUACUUCUAGUGGCGUGGCUGGGCAUCAAUAUUUUAUCCCUA